Messenger RNA from Drosophila ficusphila, 795 nucleotides. RefSeq lists its product as uncharacterized. The record is from RefSeq and is a predicted model, not a curated record. Lineage: Eukaryota; Metazoa; Arthropoda; Insecta; Diptera; Drosophilidae.
AUGCCGAAACAAAAGCUGCACCGCCGCGUGCCGCCGAAGAAUGGCUUGGACUCGCUUCCUAUUCCCAUUCCCACUCCCAUUCCCACUCCCAUUCCCAUUCCCUUUGUGGGUGGCGGCAUCGCCUUCCUGUGCCUGUGCGCCGUGGCCAGCGUCGGCGGCACCACCCGCCCGGCGAGCACCCGACGCCCACCGCCGACGACGACGAGCACCGCCCGCCCCACACGACCGCCCCGCCCCACCCGGCGCAGCUGCCCCCUCUUCCCGGAGGUGUGCUCCCGCAGCAGCCCGAGGGUUUGCGGCAGGACGCCGCGCGGCGAGUGCCAGCGCUUCGAGAACAUCUGCCACCUGAUGCUGGCCAACGUGCUCCGACUGCCCGAGGGAGUGCGCCACACCCGCGACAUCGAGUGCCGCAACGUGCGCGGCGACGGCCCCGCCCACCGGCGCCCCUGCUACGAGCCCUGCCCGCCACGCCCCGUCGUCUGCCGCCGCUCGCCGCCCAGCCAGCAGAUCUGCGUGCGCAGCAGGAGCGGCAGCCAGUGCAAGGUCCUCGCCAACAAGUGCCAGCUGCGCAACCAGAACUGCCACAGCCAGCCGAGGAACAACUGGAUCCGCACCGACAAGAGGCGCUGCGGGCAGCUGCAGCUGGGCGACAAGCCACAGGACUGCCUCAGGGUGCCGCCCAGGAGCACCGCGGCGCAGCACCACCCGGCGCACCACCACCCAGCGCACCACCCGUCGCCCCACCACCACCGCCAGAACCACCAUCUAAGCGGCAAUCAGGGCGAGAGGAACUAG